CAGAUCCGAUCUUACCAUUCGGAACCAAAGUUUACAUCCGAUACUGACGCGAGAAAUCUAAAUCUUGGAUCCAUAGAUGGGAUCGAAAUUCGAGUUUCUAUCCAAACCGGUAAAUUCUCAGGCCUACUUGACGUGACAAAGAUUUCCUGCGCUAAAACUCCAUCUGUUCGCGUGGUUUGAUGGUGCGAAUUACACAGCUUGUACAACCCCUACGAAAAAGACCCUCUCCGUCCACCUGCAAAAGUAGAGAGAGGCUUGUGAGCGCUAAUGGCGAAAUUAGGGUUUGACAAGCAUGUUAAAGCUUAUCUGAAACGUCCCAUGAAAGCACUAAUUUCGUUAAUAAUGGUCUUCUUCUUGCAUUUUAACCUUGCCAUGGUGCCCCGCUUCUGUAAUUCUUGUUCUCUCCUUGCCAUGCUCGUUCUUUCAGCAUGCAUUCUUGUGGCUGUCACGGCCUGUGGCAUAUGCUGCCGGCGCCUGCUCGGUGGUGUUUUGGCGUCCGCACCUGCAGCUGUUUUCUUCCAUAUUUUUUUCAUUUGGGGAGUUUACACUUUCAUUGUUAGGAAAGCUGUUUCAUCUUUUGUUGACGCAUCAUUCAAUGUGGAAUGUGGUUUACUUGUAUUUGGUCUAUGUAGGAUGCUUUCUGGUGAUCCAGGAUUUAUCAAAUGCAAUGGAACUUAUUUGGAUCGACUGGAUCAAAAUGGCACCCAUUGUUCCUUGCGUGUAAGAUACUGUAAGAGGUGUGAGGCACAUAUCUGGGGCCUUGACCACCACUGCCCUGCUUUUGGAAAUUGUAUAGGUGAAAAAAAUCAUCAUCUAUUUAUGGUUCUUUUACUUGGAUUUAUUGUUGCUGAGGCAUUAUACAUAUGGUGUUCAGUUCAACUUACAAUGGAUCUCCAGAUUUUGGACAAAACUAGAUUUGAGAGUUAUUUCGCUGGAAACUUGGCCAUCAGCACAACGCUAUUCUGUCUUCUUCAAGUAGUAUGGCAGUUGGUGUUCCUGAUGUGGCACAUUUACUGCAUCUGCUGCAACAUCAAAACAGAUGAAUGGGUAAAUUGGACAAAAUAUUCGGAGUUCCAGACAGUAGUACAACCUGAACCAGGGAUCCCAUUUGAAAGAAUAAGGUUUAAAAAUCCAUAUGACAAGGGAAUAAUAAACAAUAUUAAGGAAUUCCUACAGUUGGGAAGGCAAAGAUAGCUGGGGCCCAAUGAGGUAUGAAUAUAAUGUACCGUCCAUAUCGAUGAUUUCCUAGUUCUGGCUGACUAGAACAUGUACGCCUUUUCUGAAUUACCGGUAGUUCUCAUUGGAGAAUCAACUUGGCUCUCGGAACAAUUUGGGAAACGGCUACAAUGCAAAUCUGCAUAUUUUGGUCACCAUUCAUUUUAUGGUAGGUUGACGGAGGGUAGAUUCAACAAAUGUGCCAACCACUUGAGUUGCAGGUUGACGUAAUUUUGUCACAUUGGCUCUUUCUUGACAUUACAUGGUGUUGAUUUCUGUAUUGUAGGAGUAACCAACCAAGGCCAUUGUAUUGGAAGGGUGGUAUCUUGGUAAGUUGUUUCUUUUGUUCAUCAUUACAAAGUACCCAUCCAAUUGAAGGUCUUCCCAUGUAUAGAUGUUUAAGAUGACAGAUAUUUCCGACUCUGUAGCAAAGCCACAGUGGAAUCCUGAACCCCAACAUCCUUGUUAACGGGUGUUUUAGGAUUCUCAGUAACAUUUCCUGAGUUGGUCGUGGUGUUGUGCAAAUACAGGAUGGGCACAUUUGAGUUUGUUUGGAUUUUAGUUGUUGGGAUCAAGGGAUGCAUUUUGUUGGAUUUUUAGAGCUUCUUUUUCGGUUUUUAGUGUUGUAGGGAUUUUAGAGAGUUUCGGAAAAUGGUUUAAGUUAUUGUUUAGUCGUGUAGCAUUAUCAUUUGAAGUAUUGGAAUUUCGUUCAAGUUGGGUUUUACAA
This is a messenger RNA of Amborella trichopoda, 1942 nucleotides long. RefSeq names its product palmitoyltransferase AKR1. Gene Ontology annotation, molecular function: protein-cysteine S-palmitoyltransferase activity. NCBI's taxonomy places the organism in Eukaryota, Viridiplantae, Streptophyta, Magnoliopsida, Amborellales, Amborellaceae. The record is from RefSeq and is a predicted model, not a curated record. Gene Ontology annotation, cellular component: endoplasmic reticulum; Golgi apparatus. Gene Ontology annotation, biological process: protein targeting to membrane; peptidyl-L-cysteine S-palmitoylation.